GCCCUCAGAGCUGUCCACUUGUGAUCGGAUCACAAAAACCACAUGUUAAUACCAGGUGGGUAAACGGGGCCUGAUCUGUGUCUGCGGGCGCUAAAUUCUAAUGCUACACGGUUAAAUAGACCUAUUAAAUCAACCGCUCACACAUGACCCGCACUGUGACGAAUCGACCAGGUGACAAACUGAGGGGAAAUCGAUUUGUACAAGUCGAUCGACUCGAUCUUUUGUUUACGGGGGAAACGGGGGUUUUAGUUCUGGUUAUAUGAUCGUGGUGUCCACGGGUUUUGCCCCCGGGUCGGUCACACAUCAAGCGGAUGGAAGCGAGACAGCCACCGGGGGCUCAAGCAGCUUUACCGGGGCUGACACAUGCCCGUACCGGAGGAUGCAGAGAGAGGUUUUUCUCACUCUAAAACUUGUUUAUUGUCAUCCAGAAAUAAUGCUGUGAAUUUCUGAUCAUCCGUUUCAGUGUGUUGUAUAAUAAAGCUGUUUUUGAACAACAUGGCGGAGGAGGUGAGCACUGAGGGCGACUGUGGCUCUGCGGGGACAGACUCGUUUCCCGUGGAGGAUUACGAAUGUAAAAUAUGCUACAACUACUUCGACCUGGACGUCCACACCCCCAAAGUGCUGGGCUGCUCCCACACCUUCUGCCUCGAGUGCCUGGUCACGCUGCACUCCCGGGACGGUCGAAGAUGGAGGAUCGUUUGCCCCGUGUGUCGCCACCGGACUCCGGUGCCGGAGUACCGGGUGCACAACCUCCCCAACAACACCGCGGUGACCGAGGCUCUCCCGCUGAAAGAGCUUGUGACCCCAGACUUCCAUCCCGCGGGUGCAUCCGUCUCCCCUGCAGCAGCCUCCACAGAGGGCGAGGACAGCGGUCAUGCGUGCAAGCGAGUGGCGUUCACGACGGGCUGCGUGUGCGCCAUCUUCUCCGUCCUGUCCACGGCGGUGCUCCUGUUUCUGGGUCUCGUCUUUGUGCACAACUUCAACAGCAGCGUCUCACCGCUCGGCCCAGUGUGUCUGUUCGUCUCCAGCCUCCUCGCCCUGUUCUCGCUCAUCCUCACGUGGCUGACGUGCCUGCUGAGGUACCGACCUGAAACUGGAGCGAGCAACUUCAGUUCCCACAGCUCCUAUGUACCGUGAUCGUCCGGCUGCAGAGCUAACGCAUGAACUCAUCUCAGCCAGUAUGAGAGUGUGAAUUUAUAUAUUUAUAUUUAUUGUGCUAAGACCUCCUUCUAGAUGCCUCUGUCAGUAUAAACGACUCAAUGACAACACACUGACCUUUGUGGACAGAUUUCAUGAAAAAUAAAGUGGAAACUAGAUUUUAUGUGACAAUUUAUUGCUUAACAUAUGUUCGCCUAUACACAGGAUUUCUUUAAAAAAUCUCGAAUCCAAUCAUCAGAAUUUUAGGCAAUAAAUUAGCCUUUAAAAAGUUUUAGACCACGCUUAAGAACAGUUUUGAUUGUGAAGGUAACACUACAUGUAUAAAGUUGCAUUAAUUUUAGUCUAACUAUUAAAUGUGAAAUUGUAUUGAUCGCACUGGACCAAAACAGUAACAAUAACACAAUAAAUAAAACCAUGGAACCAG
Molecule: messenger RNA, 1582 nt
Organism: Hippoglossus stenolepis (Pacific halibut)
Lineage: Eukaryota; Metazoa; Chordata; Actinopteri; Pleuronectiformes; Pleuronectidae
Product: E3 ubiquitin-protein ligase RNF186-like
Exons: 1
Coding region: 496-1137 (213 amino acids)
Biological process (GO): protein ubiquitination
Molecular function (GO): ubiquitin protein ligase activity
Source: RefSeq, a predicted model, not a curated record